Molecule: messenger RNA, 1002 nt
Organism: Caenorhabditis elegans
Lineage: Eukaryota; Metazoa; Nematoda; Chromadorea; Rhabditida; Rhabditidae
Gene: srh-190
Product: Serpentine Receptor, class H
Exons: 3
Coding region: 1-1002 (333 amino acids)
Source: RefSeq, marked reviewed
AUGAUCGAUUGUAUUCCCGAAUCAGGCUAUUUCGAUAGUCCCGAUUUUCUAGCUAAUACUAUGCACGUUUUUACAGUGAUCGCUACACCAAUUCAUAUUUUUGCUUUUUAUUGUGUUCUCGCAAAAACUGAAGACCAAAUGAAAUCAGUUAAAAUGUACCUACUCAACUUACAUUCGUCUAUAGUAUUGUUCGAUUAUUCACUAAAUUUUUUAUCAUGCCCAUUUAUUUUGAUACCGGAAUUAGCUGGCUAUCCACUUGGAAUUUUUAAAUACUUCAAUGCUCCUGUAGAAUAUUACGUUGUGGAAGUGGGCAUCGCAGGUGCUUGCAUGAUAAUAUCAGUAGUCUCGAUAUUUGAAAACCGAUUUUAUGUGAUUUGCACUUUUUCGUGGAGGGAUCAUUGGACCAUUGUGCGACGUCCUUGGCUUUUGCUGCAUUACAUUGAGAUCUUUGUCUUUAUGUUCUCAUUAACACUGAUUGUUCCGGACCAGAAAAUUGGUUUGGAACUUGUUUUUGAGAACUUGCCAUGUCUUCCAAAAGACAUUUAUGAGGCUCCGGUAUUCGUGCUAGCCAGUGAUUAUACAUAUCAAUUGAUUGCUGCGGUAUUUAUAAUAUCUCAGCUCUGCUUUGAAAUUGGAUUUUUCGUUACAUAUUUGGUGUGGAACAGCUACAAGCAGUUGAAGGACAUGAAAAUCUCGAAGCAAACUUUCGAGCUUCAAAGAAAAUUCUUCAUCGCUCUAGUUAUCCAAUUAGUUGUUCCAUCAGCAUUUUUCGUCAUUCCAGUUGCCUAUAUGUUGGCCUCAUUUUCCUUGUAUUAUUAUAACCAGGCAUUCACAAAUGUUGCGUUUAUCGUUGUAUCUAUUCAUGGAGUUUCUUCAACAUUAGCAAUGAUUUUUCUCCAUCGACCCUAUCGGCGUGCAAUUUUUAAAAUGAUCUACAAAAGAGGCUCAUAUCCUUCCACAGUCUCUAAAAUACGCUCUACAACUGGAAUAACAGUUAUUUAA